AUGAGUUUGGUGUGUUGCAUUCAACUGGUGGCCAAGGUGGGACGUUCACUGCUGGAGCUCAGCAAGUGGUUGGACAUGAAGAUGAUCAAAGCAAAGGUGAAGCUUCUCACCUACUUUAACCAGAGGGAUGAGAAGAACCAGUCCAUCAUCGUGAGCGGGGAGUCAGGUGCUGGAAAGACGGUCUCUGCCAAAUACGCCAUGCGCUUCUUUGCAACCGUCAGUGGUUCUGCCAGUGACACCAACAUCGAAGCCAAAGUCCUCGCGUCGAGCCCGAUUAUGGAGGCAAUUGGAAAUGCUAAAACAACAAGGAACGACAACAGCAGUCGCUUUGGGAAAUACGUUCAGAUUGGUUUUGAUAAAAGAUACCACAUCAUUGGUGCCAACAUGAGGACGUAUCUCUUGGAAAAAUCACGAGUUGUAUUCCAGGCAGAGAACGAGCGCAACUACCACAUCUUCUAUCAGCUUUGUGCCUCGGCGAGUCUUCCAGAAUUCAAAGAGCUUGGACUCACAUGUGCCGAAGACUUUUUCUACGCUUCUCAGGGAGGUGACACGUUCAUUGAUGGCGUGGACGAUGCUGAUGACUUUGAGAAAACCAGACAUGCCUUCACCCUGCUCGGAGUGAAGGAGUCUCAUCAGAUGACCAUUUUUCGGAUAAUUGCUGCCAUUCUGCACCUAGGGAAUGUGGAAAUCCAAGGAGAACGGGAUGGCGAUGCCUGUAGCGUGUCGAGCGAGGACGAGCACUUGAACAACUUCUGCGACUUGCUGGGCGUGGAGCACAGCCAGAUGCAGCACUGGCUUUGCCAUCGCAAGCUCGUCACCACUUCCGAGACCUACGUGAAGAACAUGUCCGUGCAGCAAGUGGUGAACGCCAGGAACGCCUUGGCCAAGCACAUCUACGCCCAACUCUUCAACUGGAUUGUGCAGCACAUCAACAAGGCCCUGCACACCACCGUCAAGCAGCACUCCUUCAUCGGCGUGCUCGAUAUCUACGGGUUUGAAACUUUUGAAGUGAAUAGCUUUGAACAGUUUUGCAUCAACUACGCCAACGAAAAGCUCCAGCAGCAGUUCAACUCGCACGUGUUUAAACUGGAACAAGAAGAGUACAUGAAGGAGGGCAUCCCCUGGACUCUCAUCGACUUCUACGAUAACCAGCCUUGCAUAGACCUUAUUGAGGCAAAACUUGGUAUCUUGGACCUACUGGAUGAAGAGUGCAAGGUUCCCAAAGGCACCGACCAGAACUGGACGCAGAAGCUGUACGACCGGCACGGCAGCAGCCAGCACUUCCAGAAGCCUCGCAUCUCCAACACCUCCUUCAUCAUCGUGCACUUCGCCGACAAGGUGGAAUACCAGAGCGAGGGAUUUCUGGAGAAGAACAGAGACACUGUGUACGAGGAGCAGAUCAACAUCCUGAAAGCCAGCAAGUAUCAAAUGAUAGCGGACUUAUUCCAAGAUGAGAAGGAUGCUGCACCCACCACUUCCAAGGGAAAGGGAACAUCCAAAAUCAGCAUCCGUUCUGCCAGACCAGCGAUCAAAGCUGCCAAUAAGGAGCACAAGAAAACAGUGGGGCACCAGUUCCGCAACUCCCUGCAUUUGCUCAUGGAGACCCUGAACGCCACCACCCCGCACUACGUGCGCUGCAUCAAGCCCAACGACGAGAAGCUCCCCUUCAAAUUUGAUCCGAAGAGAGCGGUGCAGCAGCUGAGAGCUUGUGGAGUGCUGGAGACUAUCCGCAUCAGUGCAGCUGGCUUCCCGUCCAGGUGGUCCUACCAUGACUUUUUCAAUCGGUAUUGUGUUCUUAUGAAAAAGAGAGACCUCUCUAAGAACGACAAGAAGCAGAUCUGUCAGACCCUGUUGGAAGACCUCAUUGAGGAUCCAGACAAGUUCCAGUUUGGACGUACCAAGAUCUUUUUCCGUGCAGGCCAAGUGGCAUAUCUGGAGAAACUGCGAGCAGAUAAGUUCAGAGCUGCCACAAUCAUGAUUCAGAAGAUGGUGCGGGGCUGGUUGCAGAGGGUCAAGUUCAAAAGGCUGAGACAAGCUGCAAUCGUCAUCCAGCGCUACACGCGGGGGCACCUGGCGCGGAGGCUUGCCGAGCACCUAAGGAGGACAAGAGCUGCCAUCAUCUUCCAGAAGCAAUACCGAAUGCUGCGGAUCUUCCGAGCUUUCCAAAGAGUCCGCAAUGCAACCAUCACCAUCCAGGCUUUCACUCGGGGCAUGUUUGACAGGAGGAUUUAUCACAAGGUCCUCAUGGAGCACAAAGCCACCAUCCUCCAGAAGUACGCUCGUGGCUGGCUGGCCCGCGCUCGGUUCCACCGCCUCAGGGGUGCCACCAUCGUCCUGCAGUGCUGCUACCGGCGCAUGAAGGCCAGGCAGGAGCUGAAGGCGCUGAAGAUUGAGGCCCGCUCAGCACAGCAUCUGAAGAAGCUCAACAUCGGCAUGGAGAACAAGGUGGUCCAGCUUCAAAGGAAGAUCGAUGAGCAGAACAAGGAAUACAAACUUCUGAACGAGCAACUCUCUGUGCUCACAUCUGCCCACUCCUCCGAGGUGGAAAAGCUGAAGAAGGAACUGGUGCAAUAUCAGCAGAGCCACCAGGGUGACGGCAACCAGCUUGUCAGCUUGCAGGAAGAGAUGGAACACCUUCGGCUAGAGCUGGAGAAAGCUCAUGGUGAGAGGAAGGUCAUGGAAGACACCUACAUUAAGGAGAAAGACCUACUGAGGAAG
Messenger RNA from Pterocles gutturalis (yellow-throated sandgrouse), 2718 nucleotides. Its product is annotated as unconventional myosin-Vb-like. The record is from RefSeq and is a predicted model, not a curated record. Gene Ontology annotation, molecular function: ATP binding; microfilament motor activity; actin filament binding. The annotation marks the transcript as partial. Gene Ontology annotation, cellular component: cytoplasm; actin cytoskeleton; myosin complex. The transcript is spliced from 19 exons. Gene Ontology annotation, biological process: vesicle transport along actin filament; actin filament organization. NCBI's taxonomy places the organism in Eukaryota, Metazoa, Chordata, Aves, Pterocliformes, Pteroclidae.